This is a messenger RNA of Alternaria arborescens, 345 nucleotides long. RefSeq lists its product as hypothetical. The coding region runs from base 1 to 345 and encodes 114 amino acids. NCBI's taxonomy places the organism in Eukaryota, Fungi, Ascomycota, Dothideomycetes, Pleosporales, Pleosporaceae. The transcript has a single exon. The record is from RefSeq and is a predicted model, not a curated record.
AUGCACCUACGCUAUGCAAAGCCCUCAGAUGAACCGGUCAUCGUCGACAUCUGCGCUCGUGCGUUCCUGGAAGAAGACCUCUUUGGUCGAGUAAUUCACCCCUACCGAGCACAGUAUCCUAAUGACGUACAAAUCUUUUGGCACGAUUGGGUGCGCAAUGAUAGGGCCAAUCCACGAAACAAGAUCAUCGUUGCCGUCACGACCGCCGAGGGUAGUGAGCAUGAGAAGAUUAUCGGCGCAGCAAUCUGGCAACGCCAAGGCGACGACCCAGGCGCGCAAAAGAUUAUCACAGAAUGGACUGAUCCCGGUACCUUUCCCGCCUUGCUUUCAACCCAGAGGAUGUGA